AUGGCUGACUUCGUGCUAGAAUAUUCCCGAAGACCUAGCCAACACCAAGAAUCAAGUGAACAAAAAUGGUGGACUCUGCGAGUUGACGGAGCCUCACGAUCAUCAGGAUCUGGAGUUGGGCUUCCACUACAGUCCCCAACUGGGGAACAUCUGGCGCAAGCCAUCCGAUUGGGAUUCUCUGCCUCUAACAAUGAAGCAGAAUACGAGGCUAUCUUGUCUGGAUUGGACCUCGCCCUUGCUCUAUCCAUCUCCAAACUCUGGAUCUACAGUGAUUCGCAACUCGUGGUAAGGCACGUCCAGAAUGAAUAUGAGGCUAAGGACGCACGCAUGGCGCGAUACUUAGCUAAAGUAAGGAAUACCUUGCAGCAAUUCACCGAAUGGACAAUCGAAAAAAUCAAGCGAACUAAAAAUGGGCGCAUUGACGCCUUGGCCGGCAUAACUGCCUCCCUCCCUAUCAAAGAAGCUAUUCUAUUGCCUAUACAUGUGCAAACCAACCCCUCUGUCGCAAAGAUCUCCACUUGCAAUACCAUUGAGGCAAACCAAGCGGAUAGCCAAGAAUGGACAUACAACAUCGCAGAAUAUAUCCAGACAGGCACUCUACCCGGAGAUCCCAAACAGGCACACAAAGUCCGGGAGGACGAUCUCUGGCACAUAGAGCCCAUUCGCAAGGAUAUUAUUAGCCAACAAUGA
This is a messenger RNA of Vitis vinifera (wine grape), 690 nucleotides long. RefSeq lists its product as uncharacterized. NCBI's taxonomy places the organism in Eukaryota, Viridiplantae, Streptophyta, Magnoliopsida, Vitales, Vitaceae. The coding region runs from base 1 to 690 and encodes 229 amino acids. The transcript has 2 exons. The record is from RefSeq and is a predicted model, not a curated record. Gene Ontology annotation, molecular function: RNA-DNA hybrid ribonuclease activity; nucleic acid binding.